This is a messenger RNA of Megachile rotundata (alfalfa leafcutting bee), 1979 nucleotides long. RefSeq names its product U11/U12 small nuclear ribonucleoprotein 48 kDa protein. NCBI's taxonomy places the organism in Eukaryota, Metazoa, Arthropoda, Insecta, Hymenoptera, Megachilidae. The record is from RefSeq and is a predicted model, not a curated record.
UACAUCGGAGUGUAAGACUAAUUAGCUUCAAGCUGUUUUUACUUUACCGAACUAUUUUCAAUUUUUAACCAUUCUUGUAUCGACAUGGCGUUUCUGGUAUGUACGCUAAUUUCGAUGUAAAAUUCAAUUAAUGGAACAUUAAACUACGUAGUUUCUAGAAUCAUCUUUCUGGAACGUAAAAUGUGCAAUAAAGCUUGCUUUAAAAAGUAAUAUUCGAAAAUGUUCAUUGUAAACUAGACAUAACACUUGCUAAUUCGCGGAUUUUGUGAACCUCUUCUCCUUGGCUGCCAUUUUCCUCUGAGAAGCUGGAUACGUCCUUUAGUAUACGUACUGUUUAGUAAUAGUUAUUUACAAAAUACUAUAGAAUUGGUGAUUAAUUAAUUAUUGUAAAAUCAUCCCGUUCUUUGUUAUCGACUGCUGAGGACGCUCCAUCUAUGUGUUUAAUAUGAUUCGCACAAGUGUCUCCAUAGUCGGAUUGUCGGAUCUAUAAAACGAAUGUUUUUGGUUGCAGCUCUCAGACUCGUAAUUGCUCGUAUCGCUCGUGUCGAAAUCUGUUAGAAUUUCUAGUCUUUUGCAGCGUUUCCUGUUUCUGUCGUUAAUUUUAGUAGUGAAUAAAAAUGUUGAAUUACGCGCUACGUCGACGCGAGGAGGAAUACCAAAAUCUUAAUAAUUUUACGACGAAAGUCCAUCACGAAAUCAUGAAUGUUGUUUCCACUUUAGGAUGGUCGAUGGACAGUAUGAAAACUGAUAACGACAACAGCUUGAUAUGUUCAUACGAUUCGUCUCAUCGAAUUAGUAGAAGAUCGUUAGAUCGACAUUUGGAGUCGUGUCAGUGGAGAAAAGAGGGUUACAAUGAAUACAGCGUACCAUUAUCCGAAUCAUGUUUCUCGUCAAGUUCACCGUCUUCGAUAAAAUUAGAUGCAUCGUUACAGAACAGUAUUUUGCAGGAAGCAAAGAAGAAAGAUUCUACCAUGAUAGUUGGUCGGGGUGAGCGAUUAAUUCCACGAACGUCGGAUAGAAUCUUCGCAGAUUUUACUCGCGACGAGAGGAAAGCUUUAUACGAGUACGUUGUUUCGUGUACCAUCAACACAGAUAUUGGUCACGAUAUCGCGGAUACUCGCAAACCAAAAGACCAGAGCAAAGAUGACAAGAAGUUAUCGCUUUUGGAAUUAUUGGUGCAAGAACGUAACUUGAAAAGACGAAGAGCGAAGCAUAAAGGUGUUCACACGAAUAAAAAAUCUCAUACUGAAAUUCUCAGAGAAGUGAUAAAUCAACAAAUGGAAGAAUAUACGAAUUACAUGACAGAAACGCGAGCAAGUAGUUGCGAUACAAAAAGGGAAAGCGUCGCCGAGGUUCAGAACUCGAAUAAUUUGCCUCUACGAUUCAACGAAGCUACGUCGAAACAUCGCAAUCUUUUACUCGAAAAUGCUCAAAAUAAUCACGGAAAUUCCGCUGUUCGUCACAAUGAAUCGCAUCGGCGUCUCGAAAAAUCAUCUACUUCUUACGAUAAAGGUUUAGAUAAACGAGACAAGUAUUCUGAAAUUAUUGCGGAAUCGUGGAAAUCGCGAAAGUUUCGUAAACACAAAAGAUCUCGUUCAAGAGAACGUGACCAUGACAGAAGGAGUAAACGCGAUUAUUCUCGACAGGAUCGUAGAAAACAUAGCGAAAGAUGUUAUGAAUCGAAAAAAUCAUCAAAUGGCAACGUAUAUCUCAAAUACAAAAAAGAUCAUCGAGAAAAUCGGGAGAAAUUUGAGUUGUAAACGCUAAAAUUAUACGAUUAUUAAUUAAUUUUGAAUAACACCCUAUUAGUAUAAACCAUAAUUUAUAUAUUUUUUUCUCUCUUUUUCUCGUUCCCCUUCGAUAUUGGAAGAAAAGCAAAUGGUAACAAACGAAGUAGGUAUCGGAUACGACAUGUAACCUAUAAAAUAAUUCCGAUCACAUUAUUAUAACUUUCAAGUACCAUUACUAUUUAUUAACAA